Molecule: messenger RNA, 2954 nt
Organism: Macrobrachium nipponense
Lineage: Eukaryota; Metazoa; Arthropoda; Malacostraca; Decapoda; Palaemonidae
Product: monocarboxylate transporter 12-B-like
Exons: 6
Coding region: 444-2105 (553 amino acids)
Biological process (GO): transmembrane transport
Cellular component (GO): membrane
Molecular function (GO): monocarboxylic acid transmembrane transporter activity
Source: RefSeq, a predicted model, not a curated record
UUAUUCCGAUGUGUUACUAUUUCGGAUGAUAUAUGGGCGUCAGCCUUUACUGAAAUCCCACUUUCUUAUAACAAACACAAAACAAACUUGAAUCACAACUAACGUUAUUUCUGCUAUUAAAACAUAUUUACCUAAGCAUAAAACACAAGGAAUUCACGUAACUGGAUAAAAGUCAGCAUGUGCACCAAAGAUGUGCACCCGAGUAUGUGUGUGAGCGUUACAUAAGGAACUACAGACAAAAAAAAAGUAGAUAAAUCCCACGAAAAAGAGUCCAGGUCUACUGACGCCCCGAGAUAAUAACGUUACCCACGGCGGAGAGUUUUCUCCCUUCAGUCUGUUUCCAACCGGUUCUGGAGACGAUCCUCGAGUUACUGUUGUUGUUGUUGUGCUGACGGUGGCUGUUGUUCUUCAUGACAAAACGUCGUUAACUUAAAUGAUUAACAAUGAAAGAACAAUCAGGCACUCACGAGGCAAUCGUUCCACCGGCCAUACCUCCUGAAAAUACUGCGAACAAUGAAAAUGACGAAAGUCGCCAAGAAAAUUCCCCAUCGCUCCAGAUUCAGAAUGGGCCCGAGACCGACUCGAACGGGCGACACCACAACUCGGAAAACGGAACCUUAAUCGACGGGAAAUACGACUCGGUCCGGUACUGUCCGGACGCCCCUGAGAAGAACGAGGAGCUCCUGAAGAUGCUGGAUAAAUCGGAGGAUGAGAGGGGCAGCGAGAAGCUCAUCGCCAGCAGCAGCCAACAGGAGUCCAAAACGCAGUCGGUCGUCGCCGAAGAGGACAUGGCUCCUGACGGAGGGUGGGGCUGGGUCGUCGUGGCCGCUGCGUCCUUCGUCCUGAUGUCAGUCGACACCAUCGGCCAGUGCUUUGGUAUAAUCUUCUCCGGCUUCCUGCUCGACCGAGGAGCCUCGUCGUUGACCACAGCCUGGAUGAUCAACAUGUUCACGUUCUUCUUCUGCGUGACGGGCCUCCCGCUGGCGUCCUUGAUCCAGGAGUUCGGCUGGAGGAGGAUCGCCCUGGUGGCGUCCCUGAUGCUCUUCACCGCCACGGUUUCCUCCGCCUUCGCCAACGCCAUCUGGGUCCUGUACUUCACCUUCUCUCUCUUGGCUGGAAUAAGUUGCGGCAUGUUGCUGAACAUCAGCUACAUCAUCGUCCCUUAUUACUUCAACCGCCGGAGAGGCCUGGCCAGCGGCAUCAUCAUGGCCCUGGACUCGAGCGGCCAGAUAGUCGCGCCUCCGCUCGUCAAGUGGCUGCAGGACGAAUUCGCCUACAAAGGAGCGACGCUCAUCCUCGGCGGCAUCGUGCUGAAUUGCUUCGUGGCGGCUGCCGCCUUCCACCCGGUCGAGUGGCACUCGAAGCUGGGACCGCGGCACGAGAGGAGAGCGACCCAAGUCGCCCAGAGCAGCGACAACGGCAAGAGCCGCUGGGUGAGGCUGCAGUCGAACGGCACCCAGUUCCUAGCGUCCAUGCUGGCGAACCUGAGAGUCCUCAAGUACGUCAGGGCGGUCGUCAUCGCCUUGGGCGCAACUCUGUUCCUUUGUGGGUACCAGAACUUCAUGGCUUUCAUGCCCUUCGUGGUCCAGGAUGCCGGGUAUACCUUGGGAGACGCAGCGCAGUGCGUGUCCGUUUCGGCUGUGUUCAACAUGAUCACGAGACUGACUGUAGCCUGGCUCAGCGAUUCCUCCUGGUUCAGUUACCGAGUGUCGCUCAUGUUCAGCUCGGCGGUUCUUACCGUCACUUUGAUCGUGUUCUCCCUCCUUCGCGACAUCAAAUGGAUGAUCGCCCUGAUGUGCAUCUACGGCAUCGGAGUCGGGUCCUACAUGUGCCUCUUCAGCCUGGUCAUGGUGCAUUACUUCGGCCUCGACAAAUUGGUCUCCAUGAUGGGCGCCACCAUGUUGGUCACCUCCGUCAGUAACAUCACUAUCGGACCGAUGGCGGGGUUAGUCCGCGAUUUAACUGGAAGUUACUCCGCCUGCAUCUGGGUCUUAGCCGGCCUCUCCUUCUGCAGUUUCCUCCUGUGGUUCUUCAUGCCCCUGGCCGUCAGAUUCGACGACGGCAUGAAGAAAAAGAAGAGGAAGAAGUACGCUAACGACGUUUAGCGAAUAUAUGUAUGUAUGCACUUCUGCCUUUUCGAAGAAGUAUAGAAGUGAUGCAAUGGAGUUCGGGGAAGGUCUUCCACUUCUGCCCUUUCAAGGAAGAAUGAUAGAAGUUGCAAUGAAGGUCACAGAAGCCGCUCCUAUGAUGUCUUUCCGAUUGGGAAGAUCGUCAAGUAAUAAAUAUAGUGAAGUCUAAAGAAUGUCUCGACAUUCUUUGUUUUAGUGAGAGAGACGAGAAGUAAGAAGCAUCAUUGGAAGUUUUAUAAAAAGCUUCAACGAAUGAUUCGCGUUGCUAUGUUUUCGUCAGAAGGAAGUGGAGAAGUAUCAGAAAGCAGCAGAUCAGCGAAGGGCACGCACUUCUACCCUUCCGAAAACCCCUCCCGCCUGGGGAGUUUCGGAAGCAUGGCAUUUUUUUUUUUUAAUGUAAAUCUAGUACGACUUUGUACGACGCGUUUCCUACAGUCUUUGAAUGACACGAUUGUAAAUAAUCACUGUAUUUUUGUAUGUGAUCUUUAAGUAGUUUCUAGACCAGUUUUGUUUUUACAGUUUUGUGACGCGAAAAUUCAUCUUAGGUGCCUUCAUCUUUGUUACGUCUGUCUCUCUGUCUCGUUAUCUGCCUGUCUGGUCGUCUCACAUUCAGGCAUCUCACAGAUACAUUUAUGAUGAAUGUUCGCGUAUGUAUAAAUGUAUACAAGCAUAUUGCAACGUUUACAAUUGUAUUUAAUUUAACUUGGAUAUUUUUGUAAUUUCUCUCUCCCCAUUUCACAGAAUAUUUGUGAUGUGAAAAAAUAAGGUGUUACGCACUUCUUGAUGGACGCUGUAAAAAGAAUGAAUAAAAGUUAAUGAGCUGUG